This is a messenger RNA of Loa loa (African eye worm), 1341 nucleotides long. RefSeq lists its product as hypothetical. The record is from RefSeq and is a predicted model, not a curated record. NCBI's taxonomy places the organism in Eukaryota, Metazoa, Nematoda, Chromadorea, Rhabditida, Onchocercidae. The coding region runs from base 1 to 1341 and encodes 446 amino acids. The transcript is spliced from 9 exons.
AUGUCAAAUCUUUUCAAAUCAAUCAUAAAUGAUCGAGGAGAGCGUAACGACAUUAUUUGCGUACCACAGCUGACCGCAUUAAUCGCAUUCCUUUGUGAGGUUGCUGAGCAUCAGAGUCGUUUAUCAUUAUCAGAAUUUCUUCACUUAAAUGGUGCGGCCACAUUACCGCAUCAGUUGAUACGUGUGGCAGAAUAUAUUCGAAACUGGGAAUUGUUUAUUGAAGCUGCCGUUAAACCUGGUAGUUUCAACUGGAAUCGUCGUUUAUUAAUACAUCCACUACACACCAAAAGUUAUGGUUUCGAAACAUUCAUGGCAUUGAAAUAUCUCGGAAUUGAGCUCAAAAUCUACGAUGAGAAAACAGGACGUGCAGAGUUAGUAGCAUGGCUUCGAAGAACAUGCAAGACUGAAGAAGGAGAAGCGCACUGUCCAAUUUUUUUGUGGAAAAAAGCGGAAACGAAAACAUCAGAUGUUCAAGAAUUGAACAAUCAGAAAUGUCCAAUACUCAUUCUCGCAUCACAUUUUUAUAUCCCAAUGUCUACUAAUAUUCUCGAUACACAUAAUAUAUUUUACACAACAUUUAAGGGUAAAAACUUGAAAGAAGUGCUGGCUUGCCGAUACUCGUGCCAUGAUUUGCCUCCGUUUCGUUGCUUGCAAAUUCAAAAAAGCUUGCUUAUCACACUGCCUACAUAUUCGGAUGACAUUACCGCAUACUGUAUGUCAAAUGCCGAUGAUUCAGAUAUGGCAAAAGAUCCUAAUUCGCUACUAACUAUGAUAACAUUUAUGAGAAGUGGCACAGAAACGGAAUCCAUCAGAAUCCUUCAUGAGCUAUAUGUUCCUCUCUUUCACGGAUUACCCAGCAGAACAACUAAUCUUGCUGAUGCAUUGUGUAAGACAGUACCACACAUCGACAAGUUAUUCCAACCUGAUGGAUUCGGUGAUCUGGGAACAUUAGGACACGAGCCAUCUUAUAUCGUUGGGCCACGGUUAACUACAAGCAUACAAAAUAUCGAUCGUCUAGAAGUUAUGCACACUCCUGGUCCCGAUGAAAUUGCGGUGGUGAAGCGGAUCCCAUCAGCUGUUAACAAAAUGUCCAUCCUUGAUAUGCCCUUUCUUGUCAUCAUUUGGGACAAUAGCAGAAACAUACCACUGUAUAUUGCACGUAUUGCUGAUCCUGUAGCAAAGACUACAAAUAUGCAUGUUGAUGCCACUGAAGAAGUGAUAUCAUCUAACUAUUCCGGAAAUUUUUUCUGGAAAUUAUUGAAUCCAAUGCGCCAUGCAUUUGGAUUUAACACUAAUAAAAGGAUUUUGGAUGGACACGACACUGCACCCAGUUUACAAUAA